Molecule: messenger RNA, 1994 nt
Organism: Andrographis paniculata
Lineage: Eukaryota; Viridiplantae; Streptophyta; Magnoliopsida; Lamiales; Acanthaceae
Product: ultraviolet-B receptor UVR8
Exons: 11
Coding region: 163-1605 (480 amino acids)
Source: RefSeq, a predicted model, not a curated record
UUUAGGGCACUUUCCGUCACUGCUCCAAAGGAAAGCCAUAGAACGAACUAUCGCGCUGCUGCUCUUGGAAUUUUUUGCUCUACAAUUUGAGGUGUUAUCUGGUUCGAGAUUUUGGUUGAUUUGUGUGAGGAGCGGAAAUUGUUUGUCGAAAAAUUAAUCGGAAUGAAUGUCGAUGGGGAAGGAGGUCAAGAAGGUGUGAAAAUGGUGGAGAAAUUGGUGUUCAUGUGGGGGUAUUUACCGGGGGCGUUGCCGCAGAGGACGCCUAUUUUGUCGCCCGUGGUGGUGCGACCACCCAACGGAGGAAAUCCUUGGAAGGAUGUUUGCGGCGGCGGCUGCGGUUUCGCCAUGGCAAUUUCCGAUUCUGGGAAGCUCAUUACAUGGGGAUCCACGGAUGACUUGGGUCAAAGUUAUGUGACUUGUGGGAAACACGGGGAAAUGCCAGAGCCUUUUCCACUUCCUGCAGAUGCCAUGAUAGUGAAGGGUGCUGCAGGUUGGGCACACUGCAUUGCUGUAACAGCUGGUGGGGAAGUUUAUACGUGGGGGUGGAAAGAAUGCGUUCCUUCUGGAAAGGUUUUUACAGACCCUUCGUCAGGCUUAAGCAUAGAUAAGGAUACUUUUGAGAAGCAAAGCAUGUUGUUGAAUGAACAAGUGAGUCCUCGUUCCCAUGGUUCACGAUCAAGUGGAGGGUCUGUGUCCGGCAGUGAUAGUAGAGGGUCUGAUGAAAAUUCUAAGAGAAGGCGACUAUCGCCUGCUAAACAGGCAGCUGAAGGCUCAGCAUCCGGUGAUGAAGCUCUUUCUGCAUUCCCUUGUUUGGUAUCACUCAAUCCAGGCAUAAGGAUUGCCGCCGUUGCUGCUGGUGGUCGACACACAUUAGCAUUGUCAGAUGUAGGACAGGUGUGGGGUUGGGGAUAUGGAGGCGAGGGGCAGCUCGGUCUGGGAUCGCGGAUUAGAAUGGUAUCCUCACCUCAUCCUGUGCCCUGUAUUGAAUCAUUUUUCAACAAGGAUCACGCUAUGGGCCUUUCUCGUGGAAACAUGGCUUCAGAGGGUCAGGCCUUCAGAGUUCCUGGAAGUUAUGUUAAGGCUAUUGCAUGUGGCGGCAGACAUAGUGCAGUGGUUACAGAUGCCGGUGCCCUACUCACCUUUGGUUGGGGGUUGUAUGGACAGUGUGGUCAAGGAAGUACAGACGACGAGCUAAGUCCUACUUGUGUAUCUUCCUUACUUGGCAUCAGGAUAGAUGGCAUCGCAGCCGGGCUUUGGCACACCAUCUGUAUUUCGGCAGAUGGUGAUGUUUACGCAUUUGGGGGCAACCAGUUUGGCCAGUUAGGGACUGGCGCUGAUCAAGCUGAGACUCUACCUCGACUUCUAGAAGCUCCCAGUUUGGAAAACACACAUGCCAAAAUUGUAUCGUGUGGAGCUCGACACAGUGCAGUUGUCACAGAGGACGGAAAAACAUUCUGCUGGGGAUGGAACAAAUACGGGCAGCUGGGGUUGGGCGAUGUGAUCGACCGGAACAUCCCCUCUCAGGUGACGAUGGAGGGAUACACAGCAAAAAACGUGGCGUGCGGGUGGUGGCACACGCUGCUGCUGGCGGAAUCACCGAGUUGAAUUGAAGUAAUGAACACAACCUAUCAUCGAUGUUCUUGUUGCCGGGACACAAUUUUGUUAGGUUAGCAGUGACUACUAUUUAUUGAGGCCCUCUACUCAGCUCAUCAUCAUCAUCAUCAUCCUCAUCCUCAUCUUCAUAUUCAUAUAGAAAUACAUACGCACAGAUGGGUGCAGUUAUUAUUAUUAUUCUUUAGUGAUCAGAUCAUAUGAAAGGUUGUGUGAGUGUUUGGGUCUCUAAGUAAAAGUUUAGGCAUUGAGGGGCCAUUUUUAGCAGUGUACAUUCUUGAUGUUGUUGGUCAUUGCUCUGUGUGUUGGUUUGGGGUUAAACUGCGUAUAGCAAGUUUCUGUGUGUACUGAUUGUUGAUUAUUACAGUGCCAUUCUAUUUCAA